AUGUCGGAUGCCAUUGUAGCCAAAAGUCAGCCAAUACCUGGAGAUCCAGAAAAAAAAGGCUGGCUAUUUAAGUGGACCAAUUAUUUAAAGGGUUAUCAACGGAGAUGGUUCGUGUUGUCGAAUGGAUUGUUGUCGUAUUACAGAAAUCAAGCAGAGGUAUCUCACACCUGUCGGGGCACAAUCUCCCUGCUAGGGGCCCUCAUCCACACAGCUGACUCGUGUACAUUUGUAAUCAGUAAUGGAGGCACUCAAACCUUUCACAUUAGAGCCCACGAUGAAGUUGAAAGACAAAGCUGGGUUACUGCAUUAGAACUUGCUAAAGCAAAAGCAAUUCGAGCACAGGAAUCUGAUGACGACGAAGAUCAGAUAGGCACUGGUGUAGUAGUGACUUCUGCCGAUGGUGACAGUGAAGACGCAGGAGGCAUAGCCCGGGAGUUAGGCGCCAGAUUCCAUGAUUUAAGAACCUGUUCAGAGCUGGUGGCUAGACAUGGAGCUGCUUUGCAGCGAUCCCUCGUAGACCUAGAGAUCCCACCUACAGAUACUACAAAACAGGUGUCUGAACGAGCCACGUUGUUCAGGAUAUCGUGUAAUGCUAUGAUGAAUGCUUGUUCGGAGUUCAUGAGCGCGGCUGCUGCGUCGAGUGCGCGAAUGAGCCGUGCGCUGCAACAUGAACGCGAACAGAAGAUGCGGCUCCAGGAGGUGGUCGAGCAACUCGCCCGACAACACGACAAUCUAGAGAAGACAGUCACGGCUCGGAACACCACACAAGCGGUUAUCAAUAUUAACUGGUUUGGGGGUAACGGCUCAGGCCAGGGGAACGAGACAGAGGAUGAAGAUCAUGAAUUCUUUGAUGCAGUGGAAGAGGGUGUCUCGGGAACCAUGGAUGAGAAUUCCUUUGUAAUUAAAGUACCUGUAAAUAGGAAAAACAAAGUAAAAAGCAACGAAAGCUCAGAUGAAUCUGAGGGUGAGACCGUCACUGAGACUCAACAGGUAAUAUUCAUGGAAGACAAAGAGGGCGCUGAAAGCGCUAUGGGUGGUACAGAUGCAACAACUCAAUCUGAAAAUGACUCGACAGAUCCUAAGCCGCCUGAGAAUAAGGAUCAGGAUAUUAAAAUAUGGCCUCACGUGACACAAACCACAUCGAUGGUGGACGGUCACCCGCGGCGGACGAGGGUUCCCGACAAGCCCAAUUAUCCACUUAGUUUAUGGUCCAUUAUGAAGAAUUGUAUAGGUAAAGAAUUAUCGAAAAUCCCGAUUCCGGUAAACUUCAGCGAGCCAUUGUCGAUGUUGCAACGAUUGACGGAGGACUACGAAUAUUCGUGUAUCCUCGACCAGGCCGCCAAGUUCAGCGACCCCGCGCAGCAGCUGGCCUACGUCGCCGCCUUCACGGUCUCCAGCUACGCAACCACGGCUUGCAGAACAAACAAGCCCUUCAAUCCGUUGCUCGGCGAGACGUACGAAUGUGAUCGUAUGGCAGACCUCGGCUGGCGGUCGAUAUCCGAGCAGGUGUCUCAUCAUCCCCCAAUGGUAGCUCAAUUCACCGAGGGGCAGGCAGGUUGGCAGUGUUGGCAGGAAUUUACUAUGACAACUAAAUUCCGAGGCAAAUACCUACAGGUCAUACCGCUAGGGGGCGCCUCAGCAAUGUUCCCUAGCUCUGGAAACAAAUACACGUGGAGGAAGGUGACAACGACAGUUCACAACAUAAUUGUCGGCAAGCUGUGGGUGGACAACCACGGCGACAUGGACAUAGUGGGCGAGGCGGGCCCGGCCAACGGCUACGUAGCGCACCUCAAGUACGUGCCCUACGGCUACUUCAGCAAGGACACGCAGAGGAAGGUCACCGGGGUCAUCAAGGAUCCGCAGGGCGUGCCACGCUACGUACUGCAGGGAUACUGGGACAGCCGCGUGGAAGUAGCACCCGUCACGAGCGCCUCGCCCGACAACACCGUCUGCAAGACCGGCAAGUUCACCGUCGCCUGGGAGCGAGUGGCCGCCCCGCCCGACUCCGACAAGUGGUACAACUUCACGCUGAUGGCGGCGCAGCUGAACGAGAUGGAGGAGGGCGUGGCGCCCACGGACUCGCGGCGGCGGCCCGACCAGCGCCUCAUGGAGGAGGGGCUGUGGGACGAGGCCAACGCCGAGAAGCUGCGCCUGGAGGAGAAGCAGCGCGGCGCGCGGCGGCAGCUGGAGGCGGCGGCCGAGGCGGCGGCGGCGGGCGGCGCGCCGGCCCCCGCCCCCCCGCGCCCGCUGUGGUUCACGCGCGCCGCAGUGGCCGCGCUGUCGGCGCACGCCACGCACCAGCCGCACCUGCGCCACCUCUACAACCACCGCUACUGGGACUGCAAGCGGCGCCAGGACUGGGCCGCCUGCCCCGACAUCUAUUAG
This is a messenger RNA of Arctia plantaginis, 2385 nucleotides long. NCBI's taxonomy places the organism in Eukaryota, Metazoa, Arthropoda, Insecta, Lepidoptera, Erebidae. The record is from the annotation of a GenBank genome assembly.